AUGCCAACACACAAGAGAAAGCGCGAUACAGUCGUGAGCAGCAUGUAUACCACGGAGCAAAAACCGAGCGUUGAAGAGUGGCUUGCAGGUACUACGCAAAAGAUUGGCAAUCCCGUGAUUGCGCAGGGGUUGAAUGUGCUUGAGAAACGCAUAGCCAACUCGGAACGCCAGCCUAGCAUGGAUAAGGAACCAUCGGAGAGAGAUCAUAAACGAGAUGACGAAAUUAAGGAUAGGAUCAAAUAUUUGAAAGAGUUAGUCCGCAGACAAAAUGAAAGACUGAAGAGAUCUGAACUCCAGGGGAAUACAGCUCAACCAUGGAUUCAGAGCUUGCAAGAGCAGCUCAGCAUGCGAGACAGCAUGCUAUAUUCCCUUCAACAACACACUGAUUUGAGAAAGAGGCUCGGCAUGCAUGAAAGACUACUAGAGAUUUCCGACCAACAAAUAAACGCACAGCAAGAGCUUAUAAAACACUUGCUUGAAGCGCAAGCUACAACUUCACGACAGCUGGCCCUUGUUUCACAAAAUCUUUCGCAACAACCCGAGAAAUGUGUGCAACAGCCACAAGUGGAAGAACCCGAGGAGAAACAGUAUCGUUCCGUCGGAGUCAACACAAGUACAGAUGCUUCUGAUUAUGUCCUUGUCUCAGAAGAUGAAGCCACUAGUUGA
Molecule: messenger RNA, 666 nt
Organism: Penicillium vulpinum
Lineage: Eukaryota; Fungi; Ascomycota; Eurotiomycetes; Eurotiales; Aspergillaceae
Exons: 1
Coding region: 1-666 (221 amino acids)
Source: RefSeq, a predicted model, not a curated record